Molecule: messenger RNA, 957 nt
Organism: Colius striatus (speckled mousebird)
Lineage: Eukaryota; Metazoa; Chordata; Aves; Coliiformes; Coliidae
Gene: CEP20
Product: centrosomal protein 20
Exons: 6
Coding region: 45-608 (187 amino acids)
Biological process (GO): cilium assembly; microtubule anchoring
Cellular component (GO): ciliary basal body; motile cilium; centrosome
Molecular function (GO): protein binding
Source: RefSeq, a predicted model, not a curated record
CCCCCGCGCCGCCUCAUCCGGGGUCACGGCGCGGCGGUUGGGCCAUGGCUACGGUAGCGGAGCUGAAAGCAGUUUUAAAGGACACACUGGAAAAAAGAGGUGCUCUUGGACAAAUAAAAGCAAGGAUCAGAGCUGAAGUUUUUAAUGCGCUGGAUGACCAAAGUCAACCACGGCCACCACUGUCUCAUGAAAAUCUCUUAAUCAAUGAACUAAUUCGUGAAUAUCUGGAAUAUAACAAAUAUAAAUACGCAGCAUCUGUUUUAACUGCAGAAUCUGGCCAGCCUGAAGUGCCCUUGGAUAGACAGUUUCUUGCCAAGGAGCUGAACAUAGUUGAAGACACAAAUGGAAAAUCAGUACCUCUCCUGUAUGGAAUUAUCUCUCAUUUCUUACAUGGUGGCAAAGAAGAAGGUGCCCAGAAUACAGUUCCAAAAGUGUCUUUGAUGAGUUAUCCAAAGCAGAACCUUGGCAAACCAUCUACUGAGAGAAAUCAAAAAGGGUCAUCUUGCCCUAUUGACUGCGAUAGAAUUUCAGACAGAAUUCCAGAACCAGGAAGGAUGGCUGGCAUAAGCAUCGAAGAGCCCCUUGUUUUACCAAGUAUAAACAGAUGAUACCUUUCAUAUGCUAAUUUGCCAUGUCAUGCUCUGUAAGAAUUAAUUUAGGAAAUUUCAUCAUUGUGGCCAGUGGGACCAUUUUCAGUUUGUUAGAUCUACCCAUGGGACAGGAUAACGGGGUCAUACUAUUUGUCAACCAAAAGGACAUUAGCAAAGGUUCUCUUCCUCCAGUGCAGAUAGAAGGAAAACUGUGUAUCCAGUCAGAUUAGUGAAGCCUGUGUCUAGAACUAGGCCUGAAAAUACUGGGUUUAAUUUAUAUAAGUUUAUCAGAUACAUUUUGAUUCUGCACUUUCCUCACAUCUUCCUGUGUCUUCCCUGUGAUUCUGAAUAAAAUUGUUCGGUUUUA